This is a messenger RNA of Hermetia illucens (black soldier fly), 1918 nucleotides long. Its product is annotated as probable 4-coumarate--CoA ligase 3. Gene Ontology annotation, molecular function: long-chain fatty acid-CoA ligase activity. NCBI's taxonomy places the organism in Eukaryota, Metazoa, Arthropoda, Insecta, Diptera, Stratiomyidae. The record is from RefSeq and is a predicted model, not a curated record. Gene Ontology annotation, biological process: long-chain fatty acid metabolic process; fatty-acyl-CoA biosynthetic process. Bases 17 to 1801 code for a protein of 594 amino acids. The transcript has 6 exons.
GUUGACCAAGUUAUCAAUGAAAACAAGAAGUGCUGAUCAUGCCCCGCAGUGUGUGAGUAUACAAGGCGUUAUAAAAGUAAAACGCGGGUUACGAACCAGCUCAUUCAGAUUAAUUUCUAGUCCUAGUUGUGCGAAAAUGUCUCAGUAUCAGUGCAAGUUCGAUCCUAUUCAAAAAACUUGGUCAGGGAAAAAAUAUGUUUCCAUUCUUAAUCCACAAGUAUCAUUGGGUCAUGUCCUUUUGAAUAUGAUGGAUCGAGACCCUGAUAAGGUCAUUCAGAUCAGUGCCGAUAGUGGAAUCAAAUACACAAAUCAUGAUAUAAAAGUCCGAGCCAUUCGAGCCUGCAGAUUUUAUUACAAAUAUGGCUUGAAACAGGGCGACGUGAUUGGCCUUAUGGCCGCGAACUCCGCGAACCUCGCUCCUAUUGUACUCGCGUCAUAUAUCACUGGAAUACCAUACAACUGCUUGGAUGUUUCCUUUGGGAGCAGUGAAAUUGAACAUAUGUACGCUACCACGAAACCCAAGAUUGUGUUCUGUGACGAAGCGGUUUACCCAGUGGUGGAAAGUGGUUUGAAAAAAAUCGGCCUUACUUCUACAAUCUAUAUCAUCAACGGGCACGUGGAAAAUGUUCCUCAUGUAACAGAAUUUUUGGAAUGUGAUGAUGACUUCCUUGAUGACUUUGUAUGUCCUGUAUUGGGUGACCCGAAGGAUGUCCCCGGGGCUAUUAUCUGUUCUUCCGGAACAACGGGUUUGCCAAAGGGAGUAUACGUCUCACAAGCAUCACUUGUUCUGUGCGCUGAAAUAUCUCCCGUGAGAAGCAGUGAUAUUCUACUUUGCUUCAGUACCAUGUAUUGGUACAGUGGUGUAUUUACAUUAAUCGUGAGUUUGAUGGCAGGAGCUACACGAAUUGUAACCACCGAAAAAGUAUCUUCGGAUGUGAUUCUACGCUUGAUUGAGGAAUACAAAGUCACAUUUUACAUAUCUCCGCCUUCACAAAUGGCCAUGUUGCUACAAGACCCCCAUAUAAGUGUCAGCCGGCUGGAAAGCAUCCGGACCUACCUGUGCGGCGGAAGCAAAGUACUUUCAAAUUUAGUACAAAGGAUGAAUAAGUAUUUGAAGAAUGGUAGCGUUUUCAUUAUGUACGGGAUGACAGAAGUCGGAUCAAUGAUUACUCUGAACCCAGGAAAUGAGCCCCUCGAAUCUGUUGGGCUUGCCAUUCCCAAUAUACAAAUGAAAAUCGUUAACGACGAAGGCAAUGUCGUGGAUACUGAUGUUGAUGGCGAAGUCCUGAUAAAACCCCCAUAUCCAUUCUUAGGCUAUUACGGACAACCGGAUGCCACCAAAGAUAUCUUCGAUGAGGAUGGGUGGAUCCAUUCCGGUGAUGUGGGACAUUUUGAUAAACAAGGCUAUUUGAUUUUAGUAGAUCGGAAGAAAGAUAUCUUGAAAUAUCGAAAUUACCAUUACUUCCCAUCCGAAAUCGAAAACGUACUCAUGGAAAUACCAGAUAUUGCACAAAUCUGCGUUUGCGGAAUCCCAGAGGAAGAUGGAAGCGAUUUGCCAGCAGCAUUAGUUGUAAAGGCACAAAGAUCCAAUAUUACUGAAAAGGAUAUUGCUGAUCAUCUGGAGGGUCGAGUGGCAGAUUAUAAAAAACUUAGAGGUGGAAUUUACUUCACAGACUCAAUUCCCAUGACGGCAUCAGGAAAAUAUCAAAGACGCGUGGCGAGAGAAAUUUGCACCAAGUUAUUUAGAAAUAAGCAAGGAACUAGUAAUAGCAUAAAUGGAACUAAUGUUAUCAGAGUCUGACUUUGAGGUUCUUUUUCUAAGUAUUCUACUAAAAUGUAUAUCCUUAAAUUUUGCUAUUUUUAAGUGUAUUUGCCUAGGGCAAACCAACUAAAUAAAGUCUUUCCUUGAUAUAAUAUA